AUGUUAGAUUGUUGUCGAUACCAUUAUAGAAAUAAUCCGUCACAAUUAAGACUAAUCGAUGAAUUCGACGAACGGUACAAAUCAGAGCAUGCAAUAUCUUGGUACACUCGUGAUUCAUUUCUCUAUCGUAUUAUUAAUAAAGCGCUACGUACUGAAAAUAUUGAUGCGCUUAUCAGGCUAAGAUAUUUUAUUAUUGAUGUAUGCACCAUGUUGAAAUUAAAACAUGAUGAACAGCAACAGCAACAACAAAAAUCAAAAGUAUAUCGUGGAUUAAAACUAACCGACGCUGAGAUUGAACAAUUAAAAUUAAAUAUAGGACGUAUUAUAUCAAGAAAUGGCUUCUUGUCAACUACUCCGUCAUCUACUAUCGCUGAAAUGUUUGCGGCAAAUGUUAUAUUUGAAAUUGAAAUAAACAAAUUAUUAUCAGAACAAAAUAAUAUUAUUUAUGCUGACAUAUCAAGUUUAAGUUAUAUGCAAGAUGAAGAAGAAAUAUUAUUCGAUUUGGGUACGAUAUUUCGUGUUAUUAGCGUGACUUAUAGUGAUAAUCGUCGUUUAUGGAUUGUAUCAUUGGUAACUAUUGCCGAUGAUGAUGAUGAUGUAUAG
Didymodactylos carnosus is the source of this 603-nucleotide messenger RNA. The record is from the annotation of a GenBank genome assembly. Lineage: Eukaryota; Metazoa; Rotifera; Eurotatoria; Philodinida; Philodinidae.